AGCUCACACCGAUUCACACAAGUACAUCUGCACACGCACAACCUCACCCUCCGAGUCCAGCUGUAAUCAUUAACUCGGACGCUUUUGGAGGGAGAAAGAGAGGCGCUGGUGUCUUUGAUCAAACCAAAUCUACAGCGAAACUGUAGACAGAUGACCAGGCAGAAGAUCCAGUAGACUGGUGCUUAUGGAGUCUUUGUGAGCUGGAGUGGCUGAGUGGGAGCUUUUGGACUGGACAGAGUUCCUGGAAAGAUAAGGCUGGCUAUCUCGACUAAAGUCAACAGGGUGGAUUGGAGCAGAGAGGCUGAGAGCAAGAAGGCAUGGGUGAGCAGGAGGGAGAGAAAGACUGGCGGAAACUGGAGUCACACUUUGAGGUGAAGGUUAUCCUCACAGUGCUCUACAGCCUCAUCCUGAUCCUGGGCAUCGUGGGAAACAGCAUCACCAUCCAUGUGACACAGGUGCUGCAGAGAAAUGGGUACUUGCAAAAGAACGUGACAGAUCACAUGGUGAGCCUGGCCUGCUCUGACCUGUUGGUGCUGUUGAUUGGUAUGCCUGUGGAGCUCUAUAGUGCAAUCUGGUUCCCCUUCAGUUCUGCUUCAGGGAAUAUUUCCUGCAAGAUCUAUAACUUCCUAUUCGAGGCAUGCAGUUAUGCCACCAUCCUGAACGUGGUCACGCUGAGCUUUGAGCGCUACAUGGCCAUCUGCCACCCAUUUCGCUACAAAUCUCUGGCAAGGGCCAGGACUGUACACCUAAUUAUCGCUGCAUGGCUCACUUCCGUCCUCGUGGCUGUGCCCCUGCUGGUUGCCACGGGAACAGAGGGUCACGUGCUGGAGGCUGGAGGAGCCCCAGCUCAGAACCUAACCUUCUGCACCAGCCUGAGGCAGCACUGGGGUAUGUACCGUGCCAGCAUCUUCACUGCCUUCAUAGUCUACCUGUUGGUGCUGGGUGCGGUGGCCUUCAUGUGCAAGAGUAUGAUCGUCGUGCUCAAGGCCCCCAUGACCACUGUGGCUACUUCAGGCCCCAGAGCUGAACUCAGAGUGCCCAAACACGAGAGUGCCAGGCUCAAAACGUCCCGCAAGCAGACCAUCAUAUUCCUAGUGCUGAUUGUGUGUGCACUCUUGGUGUGCUGGAUGCCAAACCAGGUCCGGCGUCUAAUGACAGCAGCGUUACCCAAGUCAGCGUGGACUAAGAGUUAUUUGGAGGCCUAUGCAGUGCUGCAGCUAGUGGCAGACAUCUUCUUCUACCUGAGCUCUGUGCUGAACCCGCUGCUGUACAACCUGUCCUCACACCAAUUCCGCACGGCCUUCCUGCAGACGCUGCGCUGCCGCCUGUCCAUUCAGCACGUCAACAAGAGGACACUGGAAAGCAGUAAAGUCUCAAACGCUUCCACUCACUUACUGCGACCCCUGCUGCGCAAAUCCCUGCGCCGUAACACACCAGACAGCAGCAGGGACACUGACUCCCCAAUACCAAGCGGGCAGAGCAGUCCUGCAGUCCAAAGCCUAACCAUAACUACAUCAGAAACAGAAACGUGAAGGACAUGGUCAGUGGUCAUAGCUCAAACUCGAACACAACAAACGAAACAAAUUAUAUGAGCUUUAUUGAAUUAUAGCACCCAUUUUCUAUACAGUCAAAUAGAGCAGAGUCAGCCCAUUAGCCCUUUGUUUCCUCGAAAAAAUUAGUUCAGUCAAACAACAUUCUGGAGGGUUAAUCUCUCACCCGACUUGUCCCAGUAAUGCAGUACCAUUAAACAUGUAAGCUUUCCCCUUCCACACAGAAGAUUCUAACUAACCAUCAUGCAUUACUGAACCCACCCCCUUCACCUGCUGAGAAAGAAGUACCUUCAGACCAUUCUUAUAAAUUAUAAAUAGCUGCUAAAACAUACAGUACUAAAUAAAUUCAACUUUUUUUGUGUUUAUAUGCACUGGCUAUUUUAUCAGGAACACCUACCAUAUAGAUGCGCAUAGUUAUUCACUUGUAUACCAAUGCCCACUACCCUGUCAGUGUCACAGCUGUGCUGAGAAUGGUCCACUAUGUCUGGUUAACAGUGGUCCUAUGGUGGCCCUUUGCACUGAUAGAUGGGUAGAGGAUGGCCAGCUUUCACAUCAAUGCUCUACCAUCUAGUGUAAAGCCUUCCCAAAAGAGUUGAGGCUGUUACUGCAGCAAAGUGGGACAAACUCUAUAUUAAUAACCUUGAUUUCAGAAGAAAUAUUGGAUGAGCAGGUGUCUACAAACUUUUGGAGUGUUCAUAACAAAGUGGCAUCUCGCUGUAUAUUGUACAUUCAGCAUGUCAAUAAGAGGACACUGGAAAGCAGUAUAGUCUCAAACGCCUCCACCUACUGCGACCCCUGCUGCACAAAUCCCUGCGGUGUAACAUACCGGACAACAGCAGGGACACUGACUCUCUCAACAAAGUGGCACCUCACUGUACAUUGUACAUUCAGCUAUUUGGUAGCCUUUUGCUAAGGUUGCCAAAGUGUGGUUGCAGCAUCCAUUUUAAGAUUCCAGUUGCAUUUACAGUAUGAAUUCUAAUGGGAAGGAAUUAUUUCUUCCUUGCACCAUGUUUGAAUCUUUCUGUUUUCUUUUUUUCAUUUUUUUUUCACCUUUUAACUUUUUAAUUGUUUCCUCUUCCAAUUAAAGCACUAGUAAAUCA
Molecule: messenger RNA, 2650 nt
Organism: Colossoma macropomum (tambaqui)
Lineage: Eukaryota; Metazoa; Chordata; Actinopteri; Characiformes; Serrasalmidae
Gene: gpr39
Product: G protein-coupled receptor 39
Exons: 3
Coding region: 318-1532 (404 amino acids)
Biological process (GO): G protein-coupled receptor signaling pathway
Cellular component (GO): membrane
Molecular function (GO): G protein-coupled receptor activity
Source: RefSeq, a predicted model, not a curated record